GAAAGGUUGUUGGAUUCUGUUGACGUGAUACAGAUUUUUUCAUUCUUUUGGCAGUCUCUUUACUAUAUUAGCUAUAGUUCCAUUGCCGAUGUUCGUACUUAUUGCCAUGACCAAUGACUUUUCCAUCAAUUGAACACUGCGGAGUUGAUUUCUGUGUUACUUAAACUAGAGCUGAACUUUGUUUUCUUUGGGUAUAACCUCCAUACUAUACUUGACUAUUCGUUUAGAAUGGCUACAAGUGAAGUGUCAAACAAUGUUCACGAUCAUGGGACUCCUGUUGAUGAAAAAAAGAAGCGAGUUAGAUGCAACUACUGUUCCAAAGAAGUGAGUGGUUUCAGCCGCCUUAAGCAGCACUUAGGAGGCAUACGUGGCGAUGUUCUACCAUGUCAAGAAGUGUCCUUAGAUGUAAAGGUUCAAAUGAGAAACAGCUUACUUGCAAGAAAGAAAGGAGAUCUGAGUAGGGAAGUUGACACACUUUACCACCCGGAUCUACCAUGGAGGAGGAACUGGUGUCCUAAGACUACCAGUGACAACCAUUGCCAAGGUGAAUCUGCCCAGAACAGUGUUUUGGGAAAGAGACAGCAUGUAUCAAUGGACUCUGUGCAUGAGGAAGGUCCAGAAGAGGUUAUCCACAGAAGGGGGGAUUCAUUUCCAGUUACUAAGAGCGAAGAUGGAACACAGAACUUGUCAAGGAAUGCUCAGAGGUCCAUUGGCAGAUUCUUUUAUGAAACUGGAGUUGAUUUCAGUGUAGCCGAAUCGCCUAGCUUCCAGAGAAUGAUAAAUGAUAUUCUAGGUAGUGGUGUUAUUGCCUAUAGUAUGCCCAGUUCUCAGGAACUUAAAGGGUGGAUCCUUUGGGAGGAGGUAAAAGAGAUUCGCCAGUAUGUGAAGGAGGUCAGACGUUCAUGGGGAAGUACAGGGUGUAGCAUCUUGUUGGAUGGCUGGACUGAUGAGAAGGGCCGGAACCUGAUUAACUUUAUUGUGGAUUGUCCACGUGGCCCUAUCUUUCUGAGAUCUGCCAAUAUUUCAGGUUCUGUUGGGGAUGUAAAUGCUUUACAGUCAAUAAUUGAUAAAAUUAUAGAGGAAGUCGGGUUGGAGAAUGUGGUUCAAAUUGUCACGUACACUACAUCAGGUUGUAUGGAGGAUCUUGGCAAACUGUUGAUGGAGAAAUACAGGACUAUAUUUUGGACUGUAUGUGCAUCUCAUUGCAUAGACCUGAUGAUAGAGAAGAUUGGGAGGAUGUUUCCCAUUAAAGAAGUAUUGGGCAAGGCAAAAAUUAUUACAAAGUUUGUUUACAGUCAUGGAACCAUUUUGAUGCUUAUGAGACACCAUACUUAUGGGCAAGACCUAGUUAAGACCUCCAGGUUCAAAUCUGCAAUGCCCUUUUUAACAUUAGAGAGUAUUGUAUCUCAAAAGGAGAAUUUAAAGAAUAUGUUCACUUCGUCUGCAUGGGAAACUUCGAUUUGGGCUUCUAAAAGUGAAGGAAAGAGGCUAGCUAAAUUGGUGGAGGACCCUUCGUUCUGGAGUGAUGCUAGGAUGGCUUUGAAAGCAGCUGUUCCGCUUUUGCGUGUUCUGUCUCUGAUUGAUGGAAGAGAUCAUAAACCCCAAGUGGGUUACAUAUAUGAAACAAUGGAUCAAGCUAAGGAGACAAUAAAAGAAGAGUUUAAAGGCAAGAAAACAAUGUAUAAGCCUUUCUGGGAACUUAUUGAUGGGGUUUGGGACAACCAUCUUCAUAGCCCUCUCCAUUCAGCAGGUUACUUUCUGAACCCAAGUCUCUUUUACUCAAGUGAUUUCUUUGCUGAUGCUGAGGUGGCCAGUGGGCUUUUGUGCUGUAUUGUCCGUAUGGUGGAGGAUCGAAAUAUCCAGGAUUUAAUAACAUUGCAGCUGGAUGAGUAUCGAGCUGCUAGGGGUCCAUUUGGUCAGGGGAGCGCUAUUGAUCAAAGAACAAAGAUCUCUCCAGCUUUGUGGUGGUCCUCUUUUGGAGGGAAUUGCCCUGAACUACAGAAAGUUGCCAUCCGAAUUCUAAGUCAGACAUGUACUGGUGCAUUGAGAUAUGAGCUGAAGAGGGAUUUGCCUGAGAAGCUGCACACAAAUGGAAGGAACCGUAUAGAGCAAAGGCGAUUGGAUGAUCUGAUAUUUGUUCAUUAUAAUCUCCGGUUGCAGAAUUUCAUCUCAGUCCCAAAUGGGGAUAACAGUAAUAUUGUGGUUGAUGAGGUUGACCCAAUGAAUGAUUGGAUUGUGGAGGGGACUCAAAAUAUAGCUUCUCAAAUUAAUGAUUCAGCUUGGAUGGAUUUUGAUUUUGGGGACAGGGACCUCCCCCCAAGUUCCAUUAACGAGGAAGAACCUUCUAGUUUUCAACCGAAAGAAGAAUUUUGAUAGCGUGGUAUUGAAAAUGGUCAAAGGGACAGGACUUAUAUGGUUAAC
Molecule: messenger RNA, 2421 nt
Organism: Telopea speciosissima
Lineage: Eukaryota; Viridiplantae; Streptophyta; Magnoliopsida; Proteales; Proteaceae
Exons: 3
Coding region: 229-2373 (714 amino acids)
Molecular function (GO): DNA binding; protein dimerization activity
Source: RefSeq, a predicted model, not a curated record